GUAGAGUUUCCUAGUCUCCGGACUUAUGAUUGCAAUGCCGACGGCUUGUUUCUAAAGGUGCCACCGGUCUGUCAGUGAGUCGAUUCUGCUGCCGUUCGUUUGUCUGCCACCAUGCUGGCUGCUCUGGAUGGUGGUGGUCGUGGUGGUGGUGGUGAUGAUGUUGGUGGUGGUGGUGGUGGUGCUGGAGGACGAACUGGUGGUGCUUGAUGAUUACUACUUCACUCAGGCCAACCUCCUCCAUCGGACGCAUAACAAAGGGAAUCCAGUACUAGUCUGCUAUUGUCUUGCUAAUAUCAAAGUGGAAUAUUGAGUGGUGCCCCAGAAUCAAUCGUGUCUUCAUCCUCGAACCUCGUUGAAAGAUCCACCAAGGUAGUGUCCAACUAUGAAUGCCUUUGGAGGCAUGUUUGCGGCUGCGGCCGCGGCGGGAUAUCAGGAUCCCUAUCAUCGCAUGGCAGCGCUCCAAGAUCCGAGUAUGGCCAUGCAUCAUCACCAUCAUCAUCAUCACCAUCAGUAUAAGGUUCCCCGGAUCUACUUCAAGAUCCCACGGGUUCUGCCCUACAAGGAACAGAAGGAGAAGUUCGAUGCCGAUGAUUUCUUCAAGAAAUUAGUCAGAGAAUCCGAGGUCAGAUUCACAGGAUACCGAGAUCGUCCACUCCAUGAGCGGCAAGCUAAAUUCCAGCAUGGAUUGCGUGAUGGAACAGUUGAAUUGUCAGUUUUAUCCACGGGCUUCACGUUUUGCUUGAUUUGGAACGUUCUUGAGAAUGGGUAUCUCGAGCCUCACGCCAACACUCGAAUAGACUUCAACAAAGAGCGAGGCAAGGUCUACUUGGAUUCGCCCAUCAUUGCCAACGGGGUGUGUCUGCGAUGGAAAGGCUAUGUCAAUCUCGAAAAACUGGACGGCGUGGGUGGAUUUCGCUUCGACGAGGACGCUGCAAGGGUCGAAGAUAUGGCACUUCAACAACAAAUUGAAAGCUACAAAAUUGCCCUCAGAGACUGGGAAGAACAACAGCAGAGAUACCGAUCUGCACUUCAAGCUAGAUCAGCGGCUCUUGGAGGAUCGAACGCCACCGCUGUCGGUGGUAUGGGCAACUCAGUGGGGGUCGGAGGCGGCAUUGGGGGUGUUAGUGGCGGGCCAAGCACUGUUGCAGAAUGAGUAGGAGAGACCGGUGCUGCUUCAUAGAUAUUCUACUGAGUUACUGAGUACUAUUCCUCAAACCAGAGUGAAAUGGGCCGUCGAAACGAAGGUCCGCUCUUGCCACUGAGAAAACUCUUAAAAAUUGCUUGUCCCAUGCCGCCGUUUCAAAUGGCCUAAACCGAAUACUUAUUCAAUUUACAUGUUAUGAAUUAGUAUUGGAAUAAACCACUUUUUUGAA
Messenger RNA from Tigriopus californicus, 1373 nucleotides. RefSeq names its product core-binding factor subunit beta-like. Lineage: Eukaryota; Metazoa; Arthropoda; Copepoda; Harpacticoida; Harpacticidae. The record is from RefSeq and is a predicted model, not a curated record. Gene Ontology annotation, cellular component: core-binding factor complex; nucleus. Gene Ontology annotation, molecular function: sequence-specific DNA binding; transcription coactivator activity. The transcript has 6 exons. The coding region runs from base 383 to 1153 and encodes 256 amino acids. Gene Ontology annotation, biological process: regulation of transcription by RNA polymerase II.